UGUUUUUUUAAUAAAUUUAUUUGAAGUUACAAAUAUUGUACGUAUUUUCUAUAAGUCGGGUCAAACUCGUGGCACGAAAACCUAAAACAACACUUAAUUUGGGAUGGAGAGAGUACGUGGCUACUUGAAACUAGCUGGCGAUCAGUCAUAUAAUUUGAAUUUUAUGCUGAUGAUAACCUUUUCUAAAUAAGGAUUAAUUUUUAUAUGGCUUUAGAGUUGUUUUGUUCAGAACCAUAUUUCUAAUUAGACUAUUUACAAAACUAAAAAACAACUAGAGAAUAAUUUAUGAGAUGAUUUUUUAAGUCUAAUUAGUCCAUAAUUGGAUAUUAAUUGCUAUAGAUACAAAUGUGCUACAGUACCUAUUAAACUUUAUUCUCACCAACCAAACACACCCUAAAUUACUCAACUCAUCUAUUAUAAAAAUAAACUUGAAUAACAUCCGAAUCUACAUCCAAAUGCGAAUAUAUGUUAUAAAAUAAUAACUCAAUAUCUAUACAAUACAUUAUAUAUUUCUAGAUUACUCUGUUCUACGUCUGUUAAAUUAAAAGUAAACAUAAAUACUAUAUGCCACUAGGCUAUGUAAAAAAGUGCACACCCUUGACAAACCACAUGUCAUUUAUUCAUUUUAAAUUAUACUAACAAAUGUGACUUUGUUAACAAUGGACUGUGCAUUGAAUUAUCAAUUUUACGCAAAACAAGUUUUAUGUAAGUCUUUUAUUAAAUAAGGCUAUCUAGAGCACCCUCUCUGGUUGGAAGAAUCUAAAGAUUACCCUAAUCUCAUAGAUUGUGUAAAGCAGUCGAACUCAUAUAGUUGGACAAGCAACCAGAUAUAUGGAUCUUGAAGAACGAGAUAUACUAGGAAAACAAACUAUGUCAUGUAAAGUGAUCAGGACUCUAUCUAUAACCCUACCUUCUGGACUAUAUAAUAAGGCGAGGUAUGGAGCCCCCGAUCGAGAUCUAGAUCAUUGACCAUAGUCCAUAGCAACCCUAGGCAACUAGACAUUAGUGCCUUGUAAGCACCGAGCAUAUGAGAUAAGAGUUCUUCUAUCUACUGGAUGUAGGGUACUAUACUAUCUAAACCUGAAUCAGUACAAUCUGUGUCCCAUGUGCUACCCACCUGAUUCCCUAUGCGUGAUACACUAAUCUUCAUUGUCAGAGUUGACUCCUCCGACACUUCUCUCAGCAACCACUAGCUUGUUUCACCAUACUAUUUUAUGGGAUCUCUGACCACAUAGAACAAGUUACCACUAGGGUAUGACUUCACGUGAGUAUCAAGCUCACCUCCCUCAAUGCACCAUCAAUCACAUUACGUGAUAGUCCCUUUCUAAAUUGAUAUGCCAAAUUCUUAGACAUAUGGGCAUAGUUCAAUACUUUCACUCUAGAGUUUCUUAGCUUUCUAAUAGACUCCAGCUGUCUCUUUAUAUGACUAGUUGAGUUCAUAUUGUCCUUAGGGUUAUUUACUAUGAUGAUCAUUGUUUGAUUGUCAUGGCUCAUGGAAGGCAAAUGUUUUUGAACCACCAGCAAAUACAUAAGGAGUUCAAGAAGGACAUCUACGGUGACAAUGUCUAAUGAAGUGAUUUAUGUUUCCAAUGUCAAACUUGUCAAGAUAGUCUGCAUGCAAGACUUCCAUAAAAUAGUGUCACCUCCAAGCGUAAACAUAUGUUCUCUUGUGGUAUAAAUCUCAUUUUCAAUAAGCUCCUUCAUCUUCAAUAGUUGAGCACUUGCAUCACUUGCCCAAGUCAUCUGUCCUCCAAGGCUUUUUAUGGCUUGCUCAACCUAGUGUGUGGGCGGACUAAACACCUCUUCAUCUCACAUAAAACACAUUAGUCUAUCUAAAGUUCUCAUUCAAUUAUCAAAACCAAAUCAAGGCUUUCAAACCCCAAUGAUGCUUGAUCAACAAGGUGCAUAGCUCUAUGCAGGUCUUGGUUGUCUUCCAUGGUGCAAUCAGGUGCAUGGAGCCCGACCCCAAUAUGUGCUCGUGCCCAUGCAUUGUUGCCAAGAACCUCAACCGGAUCGGCUGACCCUCACAACCAGGACCAUUUUGUGAUCUACGUGUGGACCACCAACACCACACACCCCAUGUGGAUGGCCCAAGCAAGGUAGGUAGGAGUAAGAGAAUGGCAUCACCAACCUCAACUCGACACACAACAAGCAGGAGCACCUAGCAGGCAUCCAGGAGGAUGGGUGCAGUCGUACGGAUCGUACCAACUACCAACCGCCCAACGGAUCUGCUAUAUAACUGUUUACCUAGAUGGAUGGGUACGUCGUACGGAUCGUACCAACCGCGCGCACUCAGCGCCCGGUGUUCUCCCAUCCCAUGGAGUCCGGGGAGGUGAAGGCCGAGCAGCGGCAGCGGCAGCCGCCCGUGACGCCGAAGAAGCGCAAGCUGCCGAAGCCGGAGAAGUCCGCGCAGGCGAACGGCGGAAGCUCCAGCUCGGCCGCCGAGUCGUCCCCGCCGAGUAGAACGUCGUCGUCGUCACCUCCGAGCAACGACGCUGACGGCAAGGGUCUGCAGCAGCAGCAGCAACAAGGCGGCGGAGGCGGGAAGAGGCCGAGGCUCGUGUGGACUGACGAACUGCACGACUUGUUUGUGAAAGCAUACGACAGCCUUGGGGAUGAGGCUGUGCCAAGGAGAAUAUUGGAGAAGAUGAACGAGAAGAUGAACGUUCCUGAAGUUAGCAGAGAGAAAGUUGCAAGCCAUCUCCAGAAACAUAAAUUACAUCUGAGACGUCUAGCUGAAGAGGCUGCUUCAAGUCAUUCCUCCCCUACCGAAGAAGCACCGGCGGCGCCCUCCCAUCCUCUGCGUUCCCUUCCUCCGAACACAACUCCUUUGGCAGCAGAGGUGUCUCAGGCACAGCUAGAGCUUCUCCAGGUACUCCAGACACCGCCGCCAGAUUGUUUGAGCAGAAGCAGCAGCAGCAUCGCAACAAACCUUCAGAUUGUACAGUCGAUCCAGCAGCAGCUCCUCGGACCUCCCAUCAAGGAACAACAAGCAAAGCCUGCUCAAACGAUGCAGAGAGCUCCUGCUGAUUCAGGCUCCUCUCCCGCAGCAAUCUUGGUUCCUGAGGCCAACACAGAGGCUGUGACAUGCAUGGCGCAGGCUGCCAAGGCUGAAAACGCCGCGGAAGCAGAAAAAGCGGCUCCUACUCCUGGCAGCAUCCUUGCACAAUUCUGGGCGAGCCCAGAUAACGAAGGUUCUUCCACUUGUUCAUGGGACAUCUUCGGGCUCUCGCACGGGACGUAACGGAAUAUAUAGCAGGGCGUGUGCGUCUGUGCCAACGGCGGAAGUUGUGUUAAGCAAGCGGUAAUAAUGACUAAUAAGAAGGUUUUCUUCAUGGACAGGGCCUCGGUUUGCUUUUGGUUGGGCCUUUUCAUGUCGUGGACUCGUGGUCACGACAUUUUUUUCUAUAAGGACGUUGGUUAUGUUAUAUGUGGAGUCCAAUUAUAUAUAUUGACAUUUCUUACUAGUUGGAGAUCUUUUGUUUAAAUUGUAUUUUAUAUCUUGUUUUUCAUUUGCUUCACGUUUACCGUUAGGAAGGCUUGUGUCUUUUGAGAAUUUUGGGAUGUGAGAUGCACCUGAAGGUUUGCCUGUGAGACAGGGCCGGCCGUGGCUGAUCGAGUGCCGAAAGUGUUUAAGGUUCCCAAUCCCAAUCCCCAGAACAGAACUCCAUCCUGUGGUAUAUAUAUUCCUGUGCGCCGCGCGAUUGCCCCAGCUGGCGGGCGUCGUGGGCACCGCUAGCUGCCAGCGCUCGCACGCGGCCCAGCUCCAGCUCGAUUGGCAGGAGGGACGGAUGAUGAAGAACAAGUUUGGUAAGGAAGUGUGCAAGGACCAACAGAUGGAUGAAGCUAGGGGGCUGUGUUUUCGCUAGUACAGUACAGGCUAGAAAUAUUGCCAGACGACCGUCACAUGUAGCAGACUAGCAGUACCUGCUUUGGCUGCCUACCUGUGCUAGCUAGGCAAAGGCAAGCUCAUGCUUGAAAUCUAUGAAAAUCUUCUUAAUUACCAGGUACUGCAACACUUGUUAGUACAGUACUUCAGGGGCAUCAAAAUUAAUCUAUGCAAAGAUCAGGUCUUGGAGUACUAGACCGUAGUACGUAUUUGUGUGUAUGGGGCUGGGCAAUACUAAAAUGUUGCCUUGUUAACAAAAGUAGAUCGAGAUGCAUGCUAAUAACCUCCACAUUUUGUCCUCCUUCGAUUCAAUCACUAGAAACAUUUUCACUAUGGUUUGCACUUCGCACUUGUAUAUCAGGCAAAACUAUACAGAAGUACAGAACCUGUUACCCGCGGUGCAAAUAUAUAUGCACCAGACUUUGGAUUCCAAACAUGCCACUAAUUCAUAACAUAGUAUAAGACUUCGGUGCAAA
Molecule: messenger RNA, 4365 nt
Organism: Sorghum bicolor (sorghum)
Lineage: Eukaryota; Viridiplantae; Streptophyta; Magnoliopsida; Poales; Poaceae
Product: two-component response regulator ARR1
Exons: 6
Coding region: 2252-3244 (330 amino acids)
Biological process (GO): regulation of DNA-templated transcription
Cellular component (GO): nucleus
Molecular function (GO): DNA binding; DNA-binding transcription factor activity
Source: RefSeq, a predicted model, not a curated record